Molecule: messenger RNA, 8792 nt
Organism: Salmo salar (Atlantic salmon)
Lineage: Eukaryota; Metazoa; Chordata; Actinopteri; Salmoniformes; Salmonidae
Product: 3',5'-cyclic-AMP phosphodiesterase 4C
Biological process (GO): signal transduction
Molecular function (GO): 3',5'-cyclic-nucleotide phosphodiesterase activity
Source: RefSeq, a predicted model, not a curated record
AGUGAGGAAUUCCUCCGCCUGUUGACUAAGAAUCCUAAAACAACGUUCAACUUCCUUAUCCACUAAACCAGUGUAUUUCAAACAGGAAGGACCCAAGAAGCCUGUGAAAUCCUACGCAAGUAGUUUCUCUGAUUACUCAAUCAUUUACUUUUGUCAAUGUUCUACUAAUCUACGUACACUGUUGUGGGAUGAGCAGAAUAAAUGUAAUCAGUAAGAAGGGACAGCAAAUUAUGUUAAGGGUCCUCAUGUUUAACUGUGAUUAUCUUCUCAGACAAUGCAAUGCUGCUUUAUUUUUGUGUGUUUUACUUUUAUUUUUAGGAAAUCAAGUGGCUUUAUAUUUUUUCUAAUCAUUUUAGAACGGUAGAUAUUAAAUAAUAGGUGACGGAACUAAAUAUUCAUUAAGAAAGUUAUCCUGUGAAUGGUUGCUUGAAGGAUAUGAAUUGUUUUGUGGAAAAAUGUAUCCCACUUUAAUGCCUCUUGACUGUAGGCUGCCAUUCAACUCCCUCAGCUCUAAGGGUGGUUAGCUUCAGCGGACCAUUUCAUUAUUGAGCAAACAUACUUGUUCAAACAGUGACUCACCAGCUCCAUGCAUUGAAUAUGCACUGAAUAAAAGAUGCAGACCUCCCUGGCCAUUCACCAACAUCCUGCUUUCAAGGAUGUAUUGUUGUGGGCAUGCUGUCAAGUUAACCAUCACGUCUACGCCUCUAGGGAAACAUGGCGGGAGCAAUGAGUGUCACUAUAUUUCUAUCUUUUGUUUUGGUAGCCGUCACUGUAGGGUCCACUGAAUCCCCAACCUUGUCUUCAUCGAAGGCUACCACCAAGACUACCCCAACAUUGCCUGUCACCACCACAGUGGUCCCCACCUCAAAAGCCAGUAAAACAAGUCUCAUAGUCAGUGAAACACCUGAUUCAGCUCCUACUGGUAACACUGGAGUCUCAUUGGAAUCAUCACCGACAACUGAGCCUUCCCAAUCCUCUCAGACACUGACUCCAUCACAAGCAUCCGAUGGCAGCACCACCACUACAGGUUUUACAGCUGACACUUCUACAAAUCAGACCCUAACUGGAACAACUUCUCGUGACUCCACAUCCUCAAACUUCUUGUCAACUUCGUCACCAAACUCUGAUUUUACCUCAGGGAACAUGAGCUCAAGCACAGCUUUACAAAGUGAUGGGAGCCAUGACUUAUCAAGGAGCCCGGGUCUUGUAGCAGUCCUAUGCAUAUUUUGCAUCUGUCUGGGUCUUCUACUGGCUGUUGGGAUUGCAAAGUUCAUCACUUCCAGAGGUUCAAAGUUUGAGAGGCUCGAAGAUGUGCCAAUGGGCAAGAUGAAUGAAGAGUCUCCGUUUGCCCGUUAUCCAACAAAACAAUCCUGAAAGAUAACACAUCAUAAGACAAAGCCAUUGACCCAGAAGUGAUAGAUUGUAAAUCAGUCUUUCGUUUGGGUUCAGAUGGUGUCGUUUAUGACAUGUCAUCCACCAUCAUGUUUUUUCCUGUUUUUGUUUGUUUUGUCUGGCUGCUGGAAAGUGACAUAUGUUUGAAAGAAAUCAGUAUAGCCCAAGGGCUAAAAGCAACCCUGUAAUUUAGUACGAAAUAUCUACUCUGAGGUUGAUCAGCAGCAUACUAAAGUCGAUCAUUGACCCAAGGUGAAGUACUAUUCAAUCACAGAUGGAUGGAUGCGUCAAGAACCAUAAUGUAGAAGAUGCACAGACAAUGGCUGCGUUUACACAGGCAGCCCAAUUCUGAUCUUUUGUCCAAUUAUUGCAAAAAGAUCUGAUCUGAUUGGUCAAAAGCCCAAUUAUUGGCAAAUGUACAUAAUUGGGUUAUCUGGAAUUCUACGUUGAGCAGAAACUGUUUGGAUAAGGAAAGUUUCCUCUCACAACCUCUACAAGCCAGCAUGUUAAAUAAAACAACAUUUAAAUAUACUCAAACUAGGGGUCACGGCCAGAUUAGAAAAUGGGGUCCUGAGAGAAACUCAAAUGUUUUAUUUUUUUAAAUUGGGCUUGGUACAUAGAACCAUGGUUAUGUCAGUAACCUCCAGUAGCCACUAGAUGCGUUUCUAAUAAAGAGAGCGGUUUCUGUUUUCUUCCUACAAAUGUGGCUCUUUUGAACCGUUUAAGUUACAAAACAUUAUCACCCAUCACUGAAAGAUAACACUCUAACCUAUAUGUCUUUGCUUUCCCUCUACAAUGGCCACAAGCAGGACUCAUUAGAACACAGUUGACAAGACUAUGCACUAAAUCAGACUGGGGGAAAAAGAGCAUCAAUGAGUGUUAUUUUUUACACAGAAGAGCAUAUUGCCCAAUGGUCUUCUGAACUUCCCAAUACCUUUUUGAUGCAUUCCAGUCACUUCAAACCAUACUUCCUUCAGAUUUGAAUAAUGUCAAAAGCACUGUCCAACUGAUUUGUAAUAGACUGUCAUAACUCCAAUUAAAAAAGUAAACAUUGGCUGUUUUCUUUCUUUUUUUAAACAUUACCUUUUUUCUUUCUUUUUUUACAAAAUGGGGUAAGCAGCCUAAAAAGUUUGGGAACCCAUACUCUACCCGUUGUUACCGCUGUUGGUUCUUCUGACUUUAGGAAUGCGAGUAUAAUCCAAUAAAUUUGCCAACGGACUGGUAGUGCGUUCUGAUUUAUAUCAUCCUGAAGCAUGCACCGAUCUAUGUAAACGCGUGCAUGAGCUUGGCAAGUAUCAUGCAUGUAUUUGCAUCUUGUGGCAUGCUUCAAGUGAUUAUAGAAUACUUAACGCUCUACCAGCGCUUUGAAACGUUUAUUUAAUUAUACUUUACUGUGGAUGUCUCACAGUCCUACCUGCAAAAAGACCACCGGUAAAGUAUUUUAAAAUAUCAUUUUAUUCACCAAUCUAGCUUGUAGAGGUCGUGAGAGGAAACUUUCCUAAUUCAAACGCUCAUUCAAUACAAUUCAACGUCAGGUUUCCAGGCAAACGCCUCAAACACACCGACUGUGUUCCCACGUUUUGGUACACCUGAAGUAGGUUAAUUUCUAACGGAACGCUGCGUUUCCCUUGCAGCGGCAGUUGCAGUGCGUUUUGUGUGGAGCAUACUUUGGAUUUAUCGAACGUAACUGUAUGAGUUGACUGCUUGACAGAAAUGGUGGUAGAAUGUUGAACUGUUGUUGACCACAUAGCCAGAUGACGCUGGGUACUAUUUGACGCAAGAACACUAUCGGUGUGAUCAAGGCGAAAGGACUGCCUGGGGUGUGUAAACAUUAUGCCGAUUCUGUUGCAAAACAUUUCGCAACAGAAACCGUUUACUCCAAACGGAAGACGCAAACGAUAGUUUCUAUCGGAAAAUUCGGGUAUUCGUUUCGUUCCUUUUGCACUGUUUGCUACCGUUUGGUUUUAAAUGGUAAACGGUUUCUAUAAUGAAUACGCCCCUGUGUAAAUGCAGCCAAUGUGUCAGGUAUCACUAGAAAUAAAGCUGCUCCAAAUACUCUGCUUCUUGAAAUACUCCAUGACCAAUAGGCCUAAUUUUUGUAUGUUUUGAAUUAAAUAAAUCAUUGAAUUAUGUUUUCUGUUCUCCAGAUGUGUUUAUAUAUUGCAUAAAGACAUGCUUUUUAAUUCAGCUUGUGAAUUAAUGAUUAUAUUACCAUUCAUUAUGAUUAGGGGUAGGGUUAUAGAAUAAUGUCUUAGAAUAACAAUUAUAAGUGACCCACAAACAGCUAGUCAAUAGCCCUAUUUUUUUUUUACCUGUUUGUUUACCUGCGUUAACUAAAGUAAUGCUAUGACAACAACCCGAGAAAACUGACAAUAAUAGGCCACUUUCUCAAUAACCUCCAGGCUUGUUGUCAUUGACAAGACGCUGAAGUUAGAGCGUAGAAAAGAAAACGAUUUAGCUGCUCACUGUUCAGCUACCAGCCUCCCAUAAUUUGACUGAACUGAGUGUCCUGCUUGGUUGCACGCGAACAUUGUUUACAGCCACAAACAUUUCCUGGCAUGUGACUGAACGCCAUUCGCAACGAAAGCAGUACGGACAGAGUUUCAAGUCUAAAAAGCAAUAAAAAAAAUGUUACGGUGAAAAGACAACGAACUUCAAUGAAGAAACAGAACUACAUUUUCCUUCAUAACCUGCAGUUGUGGUGUCUUUCUUAUCUGAAAUAUUAAAGUCGACCAAAGCUGCGGUCUUGCCACACCGGGUGAAGGCGUCCCAGAGCUUCUGUGUCAAUGUCUCGGCUGUUGGCUGAGAGUCUGAGGGACUCUUUACCCACGGCCAACCUCAGCUAUGCAGUGCGGCGGCGUUUCUCAGGGACAAUACUGCUGCCCCCACUGUCUCGGCGCCACUCCACCCACACCCAAGACCACCGCAGGCUGCUGGACCUGGAGGCCCACUACAGGAAUGCCCUUGCCAGCGUGGCUGCCAAGAGCCUGGAGACCAUCAACAACUCCAAUUUUGAUGUGGAGAAUGGGCUGCCGGUGGGACGCAGCCCUCUGGACCCCCAGGCCAGCCCCAGCUCCGGCCUGGUCCUGCAGGCCAACUACCCCCACAGCCAGCGCCGCGAGUCCUUCCUCUACCGCUCCGACUCAGACUUCGACCUCUCACCAAAAGCCAUGUCCCGCAACUCCUCCAUGGCCAGUGAGCUGGAAGAGGGCUUGAAGCACUGGGAAGUCGGUUGGCUGCCGCGACAUGGAGAAGACAUGAUUGUGACACCAUUUGCACAGGUGCUCGCCAGUCUCCGAACAGUCAGAAGCAACUUUGCCGUCAUAACUCAUCUGCAGGAUCGGCCCAACAGGCGGCCAUCAGGCAGCAACCCUCCCUCAAUGCCUACUCAUACCAAGCCAAGCAUACCAGAGGAGCCCUACCAGAAGCUGGCCAUAGAGACACUGGAGGAGCUGGACUGGUGUCUGGACCAGCUGGAGACCCUGCAGACCCGUCACUCAGUCAGCGAGAUGGCUUCCAACAAGUUCAAAAGGAUGCUGAACAGAGAGCUCACCCAGUUGUCAGAAACCAGCCGGUCAGGAAACCAAGUCUCAGAGUAUAUCGCCAGCACUUUCCUUGAAAAGCAGCAAGAUGUGGAGAUUAUGUCUGGGCCUCUUAAAGACAAGGACAAGAAGAAGAGGCCCAUGUCCCAGAUUGUUGCGGUGAAGAAACCUGCCCUCAGCCCCAGCCUCGCCCCUACCCAGAUCCCCCGCUUUGGGGUCACCACCCUCCAUGAGGGUCUACUGGCAACGGAAUUUGAAGACAUCAACAGAUGGGGUCUAGAUAUUUUCAAGAUAGCUGAAUACUCGGGGAAUCGGCCUUUGACGGUGGUGAUGUACUCCAUUUUCCAGGAGCGAGAGCUGCUGAAGAACUUCAAGAUCCCAGCCGACACCUUCAUCACCUUCAUGAUGACCCUGGAGGACCACUACCACACUGACGUGGCUUACCACAACAACAUCCAUGCUGCCGACGUGGUACAGUCCACUCACAUCCUCCUCUCCACCCCUGCCCUGGAGGCUGUCUUCACUGACCUGGAGAUCAUGGCUGCUCUGUUUAGCAGUGCCAUACACGACGUGGAUCACCCCGGAGUGUCCAACCAGUUCCUCAUCAACACAAACUCUGAGCUGGCUCUGAUGUACAACGACACCUCGGUCCUGGAGAACCACCACCUGGCCGUGGGCUUCAAGCUGCUGCAGGAGGACAACUGUGACAUCUUCCAGAACCUCAGCAAGAAACAGGGACAGUCCCUCAGGAAGAUGGUCAUCGACAUGGUGUUGGCCACUGACAUGUCCAAGCACAUGAAUUUCCUGGCUGACCUGAAGACCAUGGUGGAGACCAAGAAGGUGACCAGUCUGGGAGUGCUGCUGCUGGACAACUACUCAGACCGCAUCCAGGUCCUGCAGAACAUGGUUCACUGUGCUGACCUGAGUAACCCCACCAAGCCACUGGACGUCUACCGCCAAUGGACAGACCGCAUCAUGAUGGAGUUCUUCACCCAGGGGGACAGGGAGAGGGACAAGGGCAUGGAGAUCAGCCCUAUGUGUGACAAACACAAUGCCUCUGUCGAGAAGACCCAGGUGGGAUUCAUAGACUAUAUUGUCCACCCUCUGUGGGAGACGUGGGCUGACCUGGUCCACCCUGACGCCCAGGACAUUCUGGACACGCUGGAGGACAAUCGGGAGUGGUACCAGAGUAUGAUCCAGCGCAGCCCCUCACCCACCCUCGAGGACAGGGACCUUGACGGGGGGCCAGGGGCCCUGGAGGCCAUGGCGGGUGCCUGCUGCACCUCCACAGGGGACAAGUUCCAGUUUGAACUCACUCUGGAGGAGGAGGAGGAGGAGGGCGACGUCGAGUCAGACCUGGAGAGCCCACCCGAGGAGGAGAUGUCACAGGGGGGAGAGACCUCUAGGAAGACCCCGGCCCUGUCUCAAUCCCCAGAGCCCAGCAGCAGCACCAGACACCGGCCACCCUCCCCUCACCCUGGCCGGGCCCUCAGUCUGACCACCAUGUCAGUUAGGAGCCCUGGCCAUCUCAGGACGUUGAGCCCCGGGCUGGACGGGGACGACAGAGACGAUAGGGACAGAGGACUGGGUCAGGAAGGCAAUAGUGUAGCGUACCUACGGCUUGGCACGUAACACCAACCCUAGCCCACCCAGCACCUCAUUCAGUCCCUGCCUUGGUUCGUGGGUCCCAGCAGCAAUUGGACGUGCAGGGUGGGCUUUUUGACAACAGUCUGUAAUGACAACAGUCCCUUUACACUGAAGACACCUUUAACCUGACCGCUUUCCCUCUGUUUAAUCUUGUAGAACAAGAAGUAUCGUUAUAUCCUCUUUUUUUUCUCCUUUGUGCCAGAUGGGACUUUUUAGUCCUGCUUUCUGUAGUUGAUUCUGUAAAGUGUCAGAAACAGACUGCUGUACAUGUCUAGCUGAUCAAAGGUAGAAUUAAUUACAUGUCUAACCAGUCUCACCAACGUCUCCUGAUGGAGCAAGGAAUUCUACUGAGAAAAUGUCUUCCUCAAAAUGGAAUAUAGAUCUAUUCAAUGGAAUAUUGUAAGGAUUGUGAUCAAUUUACAGGGUCUUAGAACUGUUUCACCAUACAAUUAGGCGGAUUAUAUUUGUUUGAAUUCAGUAAGCAUAAACUAGUAUAUUUUAUUUAGUUUCUGAGAGUUCUGUGAAUGAUAAGUUUAACCAAAUCCAGUAUGUACCUGAAUAGUGAGAGAAUUGUGACUUAAACCUCAGGGUAUGGAGAGAGAAAUGACACAGACUUCUUGGGUACCCCUUAACCUAGACUGCCUGUUUCGAGUUUUGUCGCAGACGACAAACGUUUCUUAGAACUUCAAGAGGUUCAAGUUACGCAAAAAUACAUAACUGAUUGACAUGUGCCUGGCGCCCUCUAUUGAUCUAAAUGAAAAGUUUGAGUUUGAGAACUAAAGCAAGUUAAGUAUGGAGUAUGAAACAAACAGUACCACUGUAAUUAUAUACAGUGGGGUCUGAAAUGAUUGACACCCUUGAUAAAGACUAAUUUAUAGGAAUCUUUAUGGGUGUCAAUAAUUCUGACCCCUACCCUUUAGGGGGAAAAAAAUGUCAUUUUUUUAGCACACAAUAUAGCUCAGUAUUUUUAUUAUUUAUUUUAUACAGUCAGUAUUGCUAUUCUUUAUCAAGGGUGUCAAUCAUUUCAGACCCCACUGUAUACAAGUCAAGCAUUUAAACAUUUCCUGAAGUAUUGUGGUUGAUUGGGUUGUUUUAAAUCUAGACAAACACCACUUACACGCAUAUUUGUAAAAUUGUAUUUGUUUUUAUGGGAUCAUGUUUUACGUUUGUCACAUUUUUAAAUAUGAUAUGGUUCUGUUUUCUUGUAUAUAUUUGGGAUGUCCUCACUAUGUCUGUUUGUCUCUGUGCUUUGUAAGCAUAGUUAUUCGGGUGCCUCCACCAUCCAGUAGCACUUUACAAUCUCUGUUGUAAAUUAAGCCCAUUCAGUUCUGAAGUGCUUGAGCCAAACCAUGAUUCUACUGGACAGCUUACUGAAGGUCGUGUAGAUCUGAGAGGAAUGGAUAGGUGUAAUAAAUGUGGUAAAAAUUCCACCUAACCAAUCAGAGUGGUUAAAUUGUGGUUAAAAUAUCAGGUGGUUAAAUUGUCAUGUACUGUAGCUUAAACCUAUGAAAUCCUUUCAGAUCUCCACAAGUGUCUAAGGGUUAGGGGCUAUGGGUUGUUUCUGGACAGGGCCGUAGAGUAGACUAAUAAGGGUUUUUGUCCAGUAGGGUGCGAUGCUUUGAAAGUUGCAGAUAGAAAUGUAAUGAACAGAGUUAUGAUUCCCUGUAAUACACAACAGAAAAUCAUGUUUGUAUUGACAUUUGAUAACUUCCCAUUUGCCUGAAUAAGCCCCUAAUGUCUUGUUUAAUUUGUUCUUGAGGGAAACAAGUUUAUAGGGAAAAUUGUGCGACAAGUGUUUGGAAUUUGAACCAAAGCAUCUGCCAGCCUAAGUCGUUAUGAAAUGUUUAACACAAUGUUCUCUCUGAACUGUUGAUUGUAUUCAUGUUAUUUUAUCAAUUAUGUUAGAAUUAUGCUAAUUUUUUACAUGGGAAACGUCGCACCUUAAUACGUUGGAUGUAUUGCUUCGACUUAAAUGCUACAUUCAAUUUUGUCAAGUUGAUCAAUGUUCUGCUCUUCACAGGGAUAAAGCUUUUAUAUACAGUAUGCGAAUGCCAAUUGAACACAGCAAAACACUGAAACAUCCAUUUUCCACCAAUACUGUACAACUUUUAAUUAACAAGUAUGCUACAGGAAAGGACCAACAGGAAUAAAGACGCUGGAGAAUAUACUUGUACCCCAGAUGUACAGUACCAGUCAAAGGUUUGGACACCU